This is a messenger RNA of Tinamus guttatus (white-throated tinamou), 666 nucleotides long. The record is from RefSeq and is a predicted model, not a curated record. NCBI's taxonomy places the organism in Eukaryota, Metazoa, Chordata, Aves, Tinamiformes, Tinamidae.
CUGAUCAUCAUGGGGGAUGCGGGCAUGAAACAAACAGUUUCUACUCCAGAGAAUCCUGCCGAGCAAGACUCUCUCUUCAGCAUGACUGAUCUGUUUCUCAUCUCGCUCAUCACUGGACUUUUGACGUACUGGUUCUUCUUCCGCAAGAAGAAGGAAGAAAUCCCUGAGCUUCCCAAAAUCUCAUCAGUAGCAUCUCCAGUGAGAGACAGCAGCUUCAUUGAGAAGAUGAAGAAGACGGGGCGGAACAUUGUGGUUUUCUAUGGUUCCCAGACGGGUACAGCAGAGGAGUUUGCCAAUCGCCUCUCCAAAGAUGCUCAUCGCUACGGCCUCCGGGGCAUGGCAGCUGAUCCAGAGGAGUAUGACUUGUCUGACCUGAGUCGCCUCUCUGAGAUUGACAAGUCCUUAGCAGUGUUCUGCAUGGCCACGUACGGGGAGGGAGAUCCUACGGACAAUGCCCAAGACUUCUACGACUGGCUGCAGGAGACCGAUGCGGACUUGUCGGGUCUCCGGUUUGCGGUGUUUGGGCUGGGGAACAAGACUUACGAGCACUUCAAUGCUAUGGGAAAGUACGUGGACAAGAGAUUGGAGGAGCUAGGAGCUCAGCGCAUCUUUGAACUUGGGCACGGAGACGAUGAUGGCAAGUGAGUAGCUUGAAGGGAUGGUCCA